This is a messenger RNA of Folsomia candida, 1023 nucleotides long. RefSeq lists its product as uncharacterized. NCBI's taxonomy places the organism in Eukaryota, Metazoa, Arthropoda, Collembola, Entomobryomorpha, Isotomidae. The transcript is spliced from 3 exons. Gene Ontology annotation, biological process: monoatomic ion transport. The record is from RefSeq and is a predicted model, not a curated record. Gene Ontology annotation, molecular function: extracellular ligand-gated monoatomic ion channel activity. Gene Ontology annotation, cellular component: membrane. Bases 105 to 1007 code for a protein of 300 amino acids.
CUUCUCACUGUUCAUUCUUUCUCUACCCAGCCACCAAAACUCACCCUUUGUAAAAAUUCAAAAUUUCGAUAAAAAAAAUUUUCAAAUUUCCAAAUUUUCUCGUCAUGGCGACAACAUCUGAAUCAUCGAAGUGUCCAACCACCUUUAAUCUCUGCAUCCACGACAUUUUUCUCUUCGCAUUCGCAGUACUCCCUGCACUCGUGACAAUUCUGUUGUACGAGGGACCCACUGAGAUCCAACUUUCGCGCGAUGGCGCCACGUGGCAGGCGGCGCAUUGGUCAAAUUAUGAUAUAAAUUCUCCACCUCCAAGUGACUAUAAUGCCACCCAGGUUACAAUCAGUUUGUCCCGGAUAACUGCGAAAUUAACACGGGCAGGAGAUUUGUCCCUGAGUUUCGUGCUGGUACAACAUUGGAGUGAUCCCAGGUUGGUGGUUCGAAAUGAGGAAAAUGGUCCGUCCGUGCAAAAUAUUGAGGCGAUUAAAUGGAACGGUUCUCCAAUUUCAAUUUGGAAACCGGCCCUUGGAACGGUGCCUGCUCACGUGGUGGAUAAAAGUGGAGACGAGACUUGGCUCUGGAAGGACGGAAGGGUCCUUCGAAAUCAACCCGUAACCAUCGUCGUGGACCCUUGCCGACCCGUUACAGAAUAUUUUAUUAAUAUUUUCUCCACCCGGGAAUAUUUAAAUGGGAUUGUCACCUUGAACUGGGACAGUCCAGAUGGAAGGCAUCCCCUCAGUUUUAAGGACCCCACGUUCGGAAUUUCAUCCAUUGUGAGGGGGCAAAGGUCACAAAAAUCGCGGCUCCUGUAUUCGACGAGUCGAUGUGAGACGACGUUCCGCCCUAAUUCCGCAAUUUCCUUGAAGCAAAGCUGUCUCAAGGUUGGCUUCAAGCUGGAGAAGAUUCCAACCUUGUUCCCCCAGGGUCCCCUCUACUUCUUGUUUUUCAUGUUGGGAUUUUUAUCUUGCGUGAUGAUAUUUCUUAUCAUAAUUUGCAUAUAUCAUUUCAAGUGAUAUGUAUUAAGGUUGA